AUGCAGAUAUUUGUCAAGACUUUGACGGGAAAGACGAUCACUCUUGAGGUCGAAAGCUCUGAUACGAUUGACAAUGUGAAGGCGAAGAUUCAGGACAAGGAAGGGAUACCACCUGACCAGCAGAGACUCAUCUUUGCUGGUAAACAGCUCGAAGAUGGUCGGACAUUAGCGGACUACAACAUUCAGAAAGAGUCAACUCUUCACCUUGUUCUCCGUCUCCGUGGCGGAACCUUCUGA
Messenger RNA from Arabis nemorensis, 237 nucleotides. The record is from the annotation of a GenBank genome assembly. NCBI's taxonomy places the organism in Eukaryota, Viridiplantae, Streptophyta, Magnoliopsida, Brassicales, Brassicaceae.